Molecule: messenger RNA, 351 nt
Organism: Ostertagia ostertagi
Lineage: Eukaryota; Metazoa; Nematoda; Chromadorea; Rhabditida; Trichostrongylidae
Source: the annotation of a GenBank genome assembly
AUAAAGUGCAGCAAAAAAAAAGAAGGACCAGUAGAACAGUCAUCGGGCAGUGACGCAUAUGAGGACGGUGAGAAAAGUUCCGAAUUAGGAACCGCUGUGUCACAGUACACCACUGGCACUCUCGAGAGCAAGAAGCCCAUCGACUCAGUAGAUGUGUCGCAUUCAGCACCUACGAUGUCUUCGGCAUCGUCGGUUCCAAAGACAGCUAUAGCCGGCUCGACGCUAUCAGUGGCAUCUACAGCGAACUCAGCGACAUUGACUGCAGCUCCAACAGAGUCGAGUGAUGCCACAAGCCAAGAUGGACUGUACUGGACGUUGAGUGCCAUGCAAAGCGAAGAUGGUGUAGAGUAG